UUAUAGAGAAGAAGAAGUUGAGAAGGGAGGGAGGACUCGGAAGAAGGAAAUAAGGAGAUCUCAAUGAAGCCUUCGAGCUCGCAGCUGCUCCUCCUCCUCUUCCUUCUCUCCCUCGCUAGGGUUUCCUCUUCCUCUCGCCCUUGGCCUCUCGGAUUCCACAAAGCAACUGGUGGGCGCAGAGCUCUUCUGAGCUUCAAGGAGACGCCAAAAGGAGGCAACGUUACCUUCGAGUGCUCCCCCUCCGGUGCCUGCGUUCCUUGCCUCUACUCGGAGAAGAAAUCGCAGAAAUAUCGCUGCAGUGAGACAGGCUAUCGCAUCCCUUUGAAAUGUAUUGAAGUUGGUGACGGCACAAAAGUAAAAUCUCAUAAGAGCCGGUCGGCCCCGGAAAUCCUGCAUGAUAAAGCAGGGCCGCUUCAUCAGCAUGACACAGAAGAGACCAGGUCAAUAGCACAAAGAGCUUUGUUGGAAGAUUCAUCCCCGGUGGAGGAUGAGCGACAGUCAUACAUCACUUACAGAAGCUGUAUACCAGCUGCAAACAUAGAGAAACUGUCAGUAAUUGGUUUCGAGGGAAUUGCCUUUGUUCUGUUACUUGCAAGCUGUACAUUUAUAUACUUAAGAAAAAAGCGCUCUUUUAUGAUGAUGCCCGGGGUUGGAAUGACGAGGAUCCCUACGAAUGCUAGAUUUUGAUUCAGAAACAGGGCCGUAGGCAGUGAAGGAUUCUGACUCUGGCAUGGAAUGCGGCUACUUAUCCUAUUCGGAGGUGCUGAUCCAUUUCGGGAGCAAGUCUUUGCUUGAGAAAUCAACAGGAGGUGCAACUUCAAAAAAUUUGAGGAGAAAUGUGCAUUCGAGCUGGCUAAUCUCCAGGAAGUGUUUGUAUAACCCUUUGAGGCUGUCCUAGCAUUUUUUAUUUUUUAUUUUUAUUUUUGGGAUUGAGCAUAUAGUGUAUAAAUUAUAUUUUUUGUAAGAAGUAACCGUGGCUUGCUUUGUUUUGAAAGUGUAGAAAGAAUACUAUACCUUCUAGAGAAGGAAAGAAAAGUCAAUAGGAAAAAUGGUUUUUAGCAUUA
Molecule: messenger RNA, 1064 nt
Organism: Punica granatum (pomegranate)
Lineage: Eukaryota; Viridiplantae; Streptophyta; Magnoliopsida; Myrtales; Lythraceae
Source: RefSeq, a predicted model, not a curated record